AUGGGUCUUCUGGCGGACAUUCUGCUGUAUCCGGGCGAGCUGCUGCCGCUGCUGCGCGUGCGCAGGGAGGCCAAGGCGUUGGCCACACACACCUACUCCGACGAGGAUCUGGCGUUCUGCUACCGCAUGCUCAACCGCCUCAGCAAGAGCUUCGCCUUUGUCAUUCAGCAGCUACCUGCCGCUGUCCGCCACGCUGUGUGCGUCUUCUACCUCGUCCUGCGCGCCCUCGACACCGUUGAGGACGACAUGGGGGUGGGCAACGCGGAGAAGAUCCCAAUCCUCAUCGCCUUCCACGAGCACGUCACCGACCCCAACUGGACCUACGUCUGCGGGACGAAGGACUUUCGGAAGCUCAUGCAGCACCUGCACCACUUGCGCCGGGCGCUCGAGAAACUCGACCCAAAGUACCGCAUGGUCAUCCUGGACAUCACCAAGCGCAUGGGGGCGGGCAUGGCCAUGUACAUCACAGCGGAGGUGGAGACGGAGCAGCAGUACCAGGACUACUGUCACUACGUGGCGGGGCUGGUGGGCAUAGGGCUAUCAGCCAUCUUCCACCACUCAGGCCUCGAGCCGCUGGCAGACGAGGGCCUCUCAAACACCAUGGGGCUCUUUCUGCAGAACACCAACAUCAUCCGCGACUACCUGGAGGACAUAGAGGAGGAGCCGGCCCCGCGCAUGUUCUGGCCGCGAGCCGUGUGGGGGAAAUACGCUCAGCAGCUCGAGGACUUGAAGGACGUGGGGGCGAACGGCACAGCAGCAGUGCAGUGUCUCAACGACAUGGUCACCAUUGCUCUCUCCCACGCGCCGCACUGCCUCUGCUUCCUCGCUCAAGUACACGACGCCCAGAUCUUCAGAUUCUGGGCCAUUCCGCAGAUAAUGGCCAUGGCAACGCUCACGCUCUGCUACAACAACAUCCAGGUCUUCCAAAAGGAGAUCAAGCCCAGACUCGGUUUAGCUGCCAAGGUGAUGGACCAGACGUGGAGCAUGGUAGAUGUGCGGUCGUUCUUUCACGCCUUCGCAUUGGAGCUCCUUGCAAAGGUGCACGACGCAGACCCAAGCGCCCAGGCCACACGAGCCAACCUGGCAAAGAUCAUCUCGCUGUGCAAGCCGGGGAAGAAGGUGGCGGGAGUGGAGGGGCUCCAAGGGGCCGGGAUUGGGGGUGGGGGUGGGAGUGGAAGUAUGUCUCUCUUCACCACCAGCAGUGUCAUGUGGCACGUGGUAGUGUUUGCUGUAAGGAAACUGCACUCAAGCAUGUUCCUCCAGUCCCCAGAUUGCCUGCCUCACUCUACUCCUUCCCCCCUCUUCUCUCUCACUCUCACAUGUUACCCCAAUCCACCUAUACCGUAUCUCCCUCUCAACCCCUCUCACCCUUCCACUUCUUCACUUCCUUUUUUUUGCACUUCAUGA
Closterium sp. Naga37s-1 is the source of this 1407-nucleotide messenger RNA. The record is from the annotation of a GenBank genome assembly. NCBI's taxonomy places the organism in Eukaryota, Viridiplantae, Streptophyta, Zygnematophyceae, Desmidiales, Closteriaceae.